AUCUGAGUGUUAUCACUGGUCCGGAGUCAUUUAUUUGAAGCACCACCAGGGGAUCUAAAACAAACAGUGAAUACCAUCCAUGUGGUGAUUCCCCUUGUCAAUCCCCAUGGGACCUCCUCGUACAAUAACCCUCCUCUUCCGGAAUAGGUCAUCGGCUCUUUGAUCAUCCGGGCCUCUAUGGCAUCUGUUCCUGCAGCGUCGGUUUUUUCUCUGCCACUCACGCCAUGGCAACAACCUUCUAGUGUGCGCGUGGCCCAGUAUGAGCCUAGGAAACGCAAGAAGGAUCUUGAUGACUGGGGAGACAAUGAUGAGGAUGUCGACGGAGACACAACCGAUGCUGCAUCGGAGGCAGCUCCUCCUGGCCCGUCACUUACUCUAUCCCCUGAUGAAGCCCAUCAAUAUCGCAUUGCCGGCCUCUCUUUCGACCAAGAAUUACCAGGGGGAAACUUCCCGCAUGCGCCGAUGAAAUGUCAACCUACUCGUCGGCAGACCCGGAAUCGGGUUCUGAAAGAGUUGACCUCCCUAUCGUCUCCGAUCUAUCCUCCCCAGUCUGCGGCUCAUCAGGGAAACCUUCGUCUGCAACACUUGGCCGUGCUGUCUUCCAUCCUCCAUCGUUGUCUCCUUCAGAAAGACUUCGUCCGAGCAGGUAGGGCGUGGGGUUUAAUCCUCCGUGAAGAAAUCGGGGGCACUCCAGUUGACGUUCGCACUGAAGGAAGAUGGGGUAUCGGCGCGGAAAUCUUGCUCCGACGUGGCUGUCAGAACCCGGACAUGGCAUCUGGCAAUGCGCAGGAGGGUGACGCAGGACACUCUGCAGCACCGUCGUCCGGACUGCUUUUCACACGGGAAGGAUUCGAAAAUGCCAAGCAGUACUACGAAAGGCUCAUCAUUCAGCACCCAUACCGGAAAGCAGCCCCCGAUGCCAUUAGUUCUUUACACUUCUACCCUGCUAUGUUUGGCCUCUGGAUAUACGUCACCGAAGAGGAGAGCAGUGUUUCUCGGCAAAGGAUCUGGGAUACUCAUGGUGCUGUCCCCGACGACAACUCGGAGGAUGAAGAUACUGCUGCCGAGCUGCACGGUCAUGCUAGCUCCAGGCAGAAAACAAAUGCGAUGAUUGCUGGUGUUAGGAAAGGCGAGCUGGACCAAGCGCAAAAGAUCGCAGCAAGGAUGGACGAGAUUCUCGGGUCUCCUCCCUAUUCUGAUUCCCCUGAGUUGUUGGAGCUUAGGGGAAUGGUAUCACUCUGGAUAGCUGAUCUUUUCGUCUCGUCAUUACCUUAUGGACAAAAGGACGAAUAUAUGGACGAUUCCGAUUUCGAAGACGACAGUUCAGAAUCCGCAGAUGACAUUCAAGAUUCGCUCCAAGAACGGCGGGAACGCCGGCUUGCGAUCGAGAGGAAAGAAUCCGAGGUACAGAAAUCUCAGGAUUAUUUUGAGAAAGCCAAACAGCGUGGCAAAGGGGUCACCUCUACUUUCAAUGACCUGAAUAUUGAUGAUGACGCUUCAUUUGGGUAUAUGGAUUGAUAACUUGAGCAAGGUGGUAUACAUAUUACAUAUUCCUUAUUUGAGAUCACAUAG
Molecule: messenger RNA, 1572 nt
Organism: Aspergillus sclerotioniger CBS 115572
Lineage: Eukaryota; Fungi; Ascomycota; Eurotiomycetes; Eurotiales; Aspergillaceae
Exons: 1
Coding region: 178-1518 (446 amino acids)
Biological process (GO): nucleolar large rRNA transcription by RNA polymerase I; transcription initiation at RNA polymerase I promoter
Cellular component (GO): RNA polymerase I core factor complex
Molecular function (GO): TBP-class protein binding; RNA polymerase I core promoter sequence-specific DNA binding; RNA polymerase I general transcription initiation factor activity
Source: RefSeq, a predicted model, not a curated record